AUGAAUCGGCAACAGCGACCCAACCUUAAAAACGGUGUCGACCUCCAGCUGCAGACUGCCUUUAACGAUGGCAACUGGGCUGUUGUGAUUCGUCUUGCAGAGAAGCGGGCUCGAACGUUUAACGACCAGUACUAUGAGAUUGUCAAAAUCUGCGCUGAGAGCCAGCUGGAUGACCCCAGCUCCAAGUUCGCUGCCAUAACCGCCAUUGACAAGUACGUCAGAGAGGGAACUGUAGUCAAGGAUGUUGAUGGUCUUGACCUUCUCGAAUGGGCCGCCCAAGGACUAAAUGAGGAGGAUGAAUAUCCCGAAACACUUGGUCCUUUGAGAGCACGUCUUGUCAAAGCUGCACCCAAAGAUAAGAUUGGUGCCAGCCGCUGUUUGGAAUCAUGUCUGCUGCACUGGGAUCUUGUCAGCGCUCAACAGAUUGCAGCAACCUUGGAUAGAUCAUUUCCUCAAGAACGUACACUCAUGUUUUGGAAUAUUGUUAUCACACAUUUAUUAGCGACGAGUCCCCAAUCACCUCCUGAGAAGAAGAAGCUGUAUGGAAUGCUCUCUUUGAAACAAAUACAGCGCGCCGCGCAACUAGCUGAACAGGCUGCCACCACUGAAGGCGACGCCGCUAAACCACAGCCCCGAAGUAUCCAGACCGAAGAAGAGAUUCUACUGUUCUACGAUGUGACCGAGAAGCACGGUUCCAAAGAAGAUUUUGUGAAACUCACCUCUAGCCCCGUCUUCAGCCCGUUUGUACAGUUCCAAAAGGGCAGGAAAGAGUUAUUAUUAAGAACCAUCGCUCGACACCAGCAAGAGCAAGACUUUGAGGCAAUCUUCCAGCUAUGCAAGGAUUGCUUAUCGGUCGAUGAUGAGAGUGGCCAGCCGAGUCUUCUGGCGGCAGACUGGAAAGUCUGGCGACAUUUCAUCGACGCUGCUGCUCAAAUAAAGACAGUCAAGCCAGAUGUCGAGGAGACUGUACAAGCCCUUCUUCUGAAGUUCAUCAAAUCGCCGAAUCUGAGACCCAUCUACAAGCGCAUCAUUCUGCUGGCACGCGUUUCAGCAGCUUUCAACCUUGCAUCAAAUGACGAGGACGACCUUGUCGAGAACGAACCCUCAUCUUUCCGACUCAAAGAGCUGAUCAAGUACAUCGACGACCAAGGCACGAACACUGCCUGCUUUGAUGACAUCAAGCCAUUUGUGGAGAAACUCAACCCCUCCGCAAUGAAGCAUCUUGCUUACGACCAUGCUCCUAAACUAGCGGAGGAUAUGGAGGAUGAGGUUAAGUCGGCGAGAGUACGAAACCUUUCGUUCAAGCUGCAGUACUUUGCGGCCACCUGCCCGUCGAUGUACAGCACUAUACCUGGAGAUAAACCCCUGCGCAAGUGUAUUGUCUCUCAGACGGAUGUAGAUGCCAGCUCUCCUGGGCCUGCUUUUGCAAGCAUUUCCGAGGCGGUGCUCAAGGCUCAUCAGUCGUUGGCAGAUCUGACUUCAAAAAGCCCUUCCGUGGAUGCCGAGAUCAGACCAGAACUGGCUGUCAUUGUUGCCCUUUGCCACGUCCAGGCCGCAUUCCCUCCAUCUACCGACAUCUCUCGCAAACCUAUUUCUUACGCCCCUCUCCUUCAAGCCUUAUUACUCCUCGAAUAUCAGCUCACUUUGGCCCCGAAGCAUAGUAUAAUAUCCCUUCUACUCGUGCAGCUGCAUCUCUUGGUUGGCUCCUCACCACGAGCUCGUGAAAUUUGGGAUACCCUGGGCGUCAAGCGCACCAUCAUGGACUCUCUCGCCCCCAUCUUCUACGACCACCUUUCCACUAUAUCACCAGCUCUCAUCUCACCAUCAGACGAGACAGGUUGGGAACUCUUGGAACUGCUGAGUUCGCAUUACAACAACUCGCUGAAACUUCGAAUGCCUCGACGUUUGAUCGAUGCUUUUGAGUCGAACAGUUACAGCAGUGUGAUCGAUAUUCCUACUUACAUGGAAGACCUACGCUGGAGUUGCACACGGGUAAUGAGCUUGGUCGAGGAGACCAGGACUGACCGAAUCAUGGGAGAGAACUUUUCCGAGGUCUUUACUGACCCGCGGUUUGCUGAAGUCACUGAUGAUACGAAACUUGUUGACAACAUCGACUAUGGAUCUUUCCCUUCAUGGGAUUGCAGCUCUCGACCACCCAUCUAUUCUCGUCUGCGAGUGGGACCCGCACCAACGAAUCGUCGCGCUCAUUUGUCGCUGCUCUCUGAGGCCUUCCAUGAGCUGCUGAGCUACAAGCCCCCGGCCAUCUAUAAGGCCUCUGCAGCAGCCGCGGUUCCUGACCAGAUCUUUGUACUCGAAUCAUUGAGGCAGCUGAGUAACUCCUUUACAAAGUUCUCCAAUGGUUCCAGUGCAGACCUUACUUCUCAGGAGGCGACCUACUUUGAGGUUAUCGGUCUGCUAAGCACGCUUAUUCCUUUCACAACUGGCAUCAACAGAGCCAACCCCAUCCCCGAGGAGUUUGCUCAGAUCGUCGAUACACUCAAGAUUGCCUUGGACACAUUGAGACUUGACCUUAUUUCUCUUGAGGGCCCUUCUGAGCAAGUCAAAACUCUCAGCACAUUCCAUUCCCUUGCCAUUCUCCGCGACACUGCCGUGGCGGUAAAGAACGCUGCACAGUGGAUUAUCGCCUUUAACGACCGCGAGAAGGAGCGUGACCGUUCUGGUAAGAGCAAUCUUCCGAAAGAUGUCAUAGCACAGAUCAAGGAUGUUGUCACUGCCUCUGAGACGGCACUUAAAGAGGGCAAAGAGGCUGUUACAAAGCUGAAAGAGCAAGUCUACGGGAGAGAUUUCGAGCCAGCGGUAAGAAAAUGGAUUUUUGAGGGCGCAGAACACACUUUGGAGGUUAUCGGCGAGGGAACAACGAAAACACUUGUCAAGAGCUGGGAGACAAACAUCAAGGGGUGGACUCAGGUGAAGUGGAAUUAA
Molecule: messenger RNA, 2943 nt
Organism: Fusarium sp. VM40
Lineage: Eukaryota; Fungi; Ascomycota; Sordariomycetes; Hypocreales; Nectriaceae
Source: the annotation of a GenBank genome assembly